AUGAAAGAAACAAAAAGUGAUUCUUUGUCACACACAACGUUUUAAGAUCACAAGUCACAACCGACCUUAUUAUCUAAUAGCAAUUGUCUCAAUUAACCAAACAAAAACAGCGGCAGACUCAAAAGGUUGUCAAGAAGGAAUUGGAGUCAGGAAGACACCAAAAAAUUUUUCAGGAGUCUCUAAUUAUUUGGAACUGAUUUUUACAUGAUCAAUUAUUUGUUCAAUGACAGAACCAGAACCCAAUUAAAACGUAAAUUUAAGAAGGAGAGAAAUAAUGCUGAACUCCAAGCGUCCUUGAAAAAAUGUAGAAGAACACAAAUUAUGAAAUUAAGAGAGAGAUUGUCUAUUUUAAAGACAGAACAUCAAUCAAUCAAUAAGACUGAAACCUUGACUUAAUUCACCAGGAAGAGAUUCGAAUCACUCGCUAGUGUAGAUAGUUUAGAUAUAUAACUAGUGGAAGAACUGCGACAAUUAGAAUGACUUUUGUUAUUAGUUUGUUUAAUUAAGGCUCAUAUCAAGCAUAUCACUAUUAUUUUAACAACGCAACAAAUAAAA
Paramecium tetraurelia is the source of this 555-nucleotide messenger RNA. RefSeq lists its product as uncharacterized. The transcript has 3 exons. The record is from RefSeq and is a predicted model, not a curated record. Lineage: Eukaryota; Ciliophora; Oligohymenophorea; Peniculida; Parameciidae. Gene Ontology annotation, cellular component: transcription factor TFIIIB complex. Gene Ontology annotation, biological process: RNA polymerase III preinitiation complex assembly. Gene Ontology annotation, molecular function: TFIIIC-class transcription factor complex binding.